AGAGGUUGGACUUCCUCUCCGGAAGUGACCCACGUGCAGCUCCUCUCGUCUACCUGGGCGCCCGGCAACUUUUUACGAUUGACGCGAAGUUGGGGACGGCGCGGGAACUGAGGUGCCUCAGGCCGUGGUGAGCGAGCCACGGCGUCUGACCCCAGGGUGACCCGAUGAUGCCGUCGCCGUGGCAGAGGCGCAGCCCUUGGUCCGGCACCGGGAACCGAGGUCGUGGGACGGAAGACCAGGAGGCUGUCCUCUCCACGGUGCUAGGUUGACAUGGAUCCUCUCAGAGCCCAGCAGCUGGCUGCGGAGCUGGAGGUGGAGAUGAUGGCCGACAUGUACAACAGAAUGACCAGUGCCUGCCAUCGGAAGUGUGUGCCCCCCCACUACAAGGAAGCCGAGCUGUCCAAAGGCGAGUCUGUGUGCCUGGACCGGUGUGUGUCCAAGUACUUGGACAUCCAUGAGAGGAUGGGCAAAAAGUUGACAGAGUUGUCUAUGCAGGAUGAAGAGCUGAUGAAGAGGGUUCAGCAGAGCUCUGGACCUGCGUGAGGCCCAGGCAGUGUGCACCUGGGAUGAGCUUGCCACUUACCUGAUUGAAGUGUUCCCAAAUGGGUGUCAUACGUGAAAACUGUCAUCCUUAGGCUUCCUGGAGCAUCUCCAGGACCCUUGGGUGUGGUAGAGCUGUCCUGGCUAAAGAAGGGGACUUGUCAUGCUGGUCUGUGACUGUGUACAUGUGUAUAUGUAUAUAUCUGUAUUAAAACAAAAUUGUGCAAA
This is a messenger RNA of Meriones unguiculatus (Mongolian gerbil), 768 nucleotides long. It is a transcript of the gene Timm10, whose product is annotated as translocase of inner mitochondrial membrane 10. Gene Ontology annotation, biological process: protein insertion into mitochondrial inner membrane. NCBI's taxonomy places the organism in Eukaryota, Metazoa, Chordata, Mammalia, Rodentia, Muridae. The record is from RefSeq and is a predicted model, not a curated record. The transcript has 3 exons. Gene Ontology annotation, cellular component: mitochondrial inner membrane. The coding region runs from base 271 to 543 and encodes 90 amino acids.